AUGUUGGAGCACAUGCCUCGACGCUCACGCUCACUUCUCUGCCUCACUUUGAACUCUCUUGCCCUGGCUUUGUCUGUGCUAGCCUUCUGCACCUCCUACUGGUGUGAGGGAACACAGAAAGUGGUGAAACCACUCUGUCUCUCAGCUGUUAAAAUAGAGAAAUGCAGCCAGAACAACAGCCAGCCUUUUGCUGUGGGCACAGCGCAACCAGAACUUCCCUCUAAUGGCACAGAAUCACCAAACAAGAGAGAAGCGCUUACCAAGACUCAACAGAAACCGUUGGCUAAUGCCGUGCAGUACAUUUGGGAAACAGGAGAGGACAAGUACAUGUUUCGUUACUUCCAUGCAGGAUUCUGGGAAUCUUGUGAAAAACAUGUUGAUGGGGAGCGAUGUCGCAAUUUUCUCGAUCUAAUCCCUGAAGAUAGACAUGGUGUUCUCUGGUUGUCUAUGAUAUCUGAGUUCAUAUACAUUGGUCUGUUGGGGAUGGGCUUUCUGCUGAUGUGGUUGGAGGUUCUUUGUUCUCAUAAAGAAAUGUAUGCACUGAAAAUCAACUCAUUUGCAGCCUUAUGCACUGUGCUGUCAGGCCUAAUUGGCAUGGUGGCCCACAUGAUGUACACCACAGUUUUUCAGUUGACUGUGAUUGUAGGACCCAAAAACUGGAGACCUCAGAACUGGGAUUAUGGCUGGUCUUUUGUUAUAGCCUGGGUGUCCUUUAGCUGCUGUAUGGGUGCUGCCAUCUUCACCUUCAACUCGUACACUAAGACUAUCAUUGAGAUUCGCCAUCGACGGAGGCUGUGCCUGGAGGAAGCCCACACAGCUCCUUCCUAUGAAGAGGUGGUUUCAGGAGGUGGGAUCUACUCUAUCAGUGGCCUACAGCAGUGUCCCAAUGGGAUGAUCAAUAGUAUGUGGCUAGAGCAUGAGACUGUGGGGAUGAAGGCAGAGGUGCAUGUCCCCAUGCUGGUGCUGAUAGGUGGAAAUGAACCUGAGGAGUGUGAGGACUGCGAGAGGGAGAUGGAUGAAAUGAAAGAGGCCAUGGAGAGAGAUGGAACAGACUCACCUUGUUAAUGAAAGUUAUGUAAAUUGGUUGGUGUGAAAUACUGAUGCUCUGGGCCUCUACAUGCAGAUAGGUUGAUGUCUCAGUCUGGAUUCUGAGCUCCCUUUGAAAUUAAAUUUCAUGAGAUCUUGAGUGGAUUAAACUUGGAUUUGAUAAGGACACAAAGCAUUCAUUUCAGAUUGCAUUUGCUGUUAUUUUUAGAGAACUCCCCG
Messenger RNA from Neoarius graeffei (lesser salmon catfish), 1266 nucleotides. Its product is annotated as germ cell-specific gene 1-like protein. Lineage: Eukaryota; Metazoa; Chordata; Actinopteri; Siluriformes; Ariidae. Bases 1 to 1065 code for a protein of 354 amino acids. The record is from RefSeq and is a predicted model, not a curated record. Gene Ontology annotation, cellular component: plasma membrane. The transcript has 6 exons.